This is a messenger RNA of Marchantia polymorpha subsp. ruderalis, 1366 nucleotides long. The record is from the annotation of a GenBank genome assembly. Lineage: Eukaryota; Viridiplantae; Streptophyta; Marchantiopsida; Marchantiales; Marchantiaceae.
CGAGGUUGAGGUGGGGAUCGGGGACGGGAGGAUGGUGAUUCCGGAGGGGCAGGUGCGGGAUCCAAAUGUGCACAUUCCUCGUCUGUUUGCUUUGCAAUGUGACCCCGUGUCGCCGCAGUUUUAGCAGUCGCAAUCUUCGUGGGCCCGCUUCUCUCCCGUCUGCACGUAAGUUUCCUCCCCUGGGGCUGUUGGUCAUCGCAAUUGCUGUCGUCGCGGUUCAGUGCAACUUCGCCAUAUCUUCAGUUGUGCCAGUGAAUUUGUCUCGGUUUCUUGCCCUGACCAGCGAUUGAUAUCGAAAAAAGUGAAAGUACUUCAGCCCCUCCUGCUGCGUCUUCCUUUCUUCUGUGAAAUCGAGAAGGCUUGGAGUGCAAGGUUAUGAAAGCGUGACAAGCGGGAAUCUUUUUGCCUCUAGACAGGCAAUGUGGAAGGUUGCAGUGCGCCAGCUUGCUCGAAAUCAGCGUCAGCGCAGUGACUUGGGCUCAUACGAACGUGGUCUCUUGAAAUUCUUUUCCAGCGGGAGAGAAAGUUGUUCGAUUACUGCCACAGGACCGGACUUGGCCACGAGAAGCGCGACGUUUGUGACUGCCACAUGGGGCAUCCUCCCCAAAAGUGUCGAUGUGCUGCCAAGUCCCUUAGCAGUUAAAAGGGAUGGCUUCAUCAAUCAUGAAUUUUCCACAUGGUCUAGGGUGUCACAGAUGUGCAUGUCCACUGCAGCCGUUGAAGAUUCGGAAUCAUCAAAUGAAGGAAUCGUCAUCACUGAGAGCUGUGUCAAGAGACUGAGAGAAAUUCAGCAAGAAGAAGGACCUGACGGUCAAAAGAAGAUGCUGCGGUUGAGUGUUGAUGGUGGCGGUUGUUCAGGUUUCCUUUACAAUUUUAGCCUCGACGACAGCCUGAAGCCUGAUGACAGGUUGUUUGAGAAGGAUGGCGCAAAAGUUGUGGUGGAUGAAGUGUCACUGUCUUUUGUAAAAGGGGCAGUUGUGGAUUUUUCGGAAGAAUUAAUACGAGCUUCUUUUACGGUGGCAUCAAAUCCGAAUGCUGAAAGUGGUUGCGGGUGUGGGGCAUCUUUCACAGCAAAAUAGCCACAACCUGUUUUGCAGUGCGAUCAAACUUAUUUAUACAGGAGUAAGAUGUAGAGACGGAUUGCGCCUAAUUAUGCUCCUCUACACUGAAGCGAGGUUUCUGAGCUGGCGAGAAGAGCACAAAUUUGCAGACCUUGUAGAUUACAUACAUCUCCACGUCAGUAACAUUUUGCAUUCUACCAUUUGAACCAUUUCUUUAAUUGCUUAUGACCUAAGGUCAUCAGUGUAAAGUGUACAGCCACUUAAGUGAGCUUGGGUCCGCUCACAUUCGGACUUUUCUGCUAGAU